GCCAUCUCGCCAUCUGGCGUCAGCCUCGCUCGUCACUCACACCUGUGCAUACCCCCUCCCCUACGUCUCGGACACGACUUGACGCAUCACCGCCCGCCAUGCCGCAGCUCUCUCCGUCAGUGCUGAACGCACCCAACCUCGACCUGCCCGCGCGCAGGCCAGUUCCAACGAUGGCCCCGCUGCCAGAGCACCGCAGGGUGUCGUACCACGAGAGCACGCCCUUGCUCUCCGAGGCGCCGCCGAGCGCUGCCGCGAUCGCUGCCGGCCAGAGCGGCAUCAGUAUCGCCUCGGCCGGCGACACCGCGCACAAACACCACGGCGUGAUCGGCCUCAACCGCCCCGCGUCUACGACGAACGAGCUCAAGGUCCUCGUGCGGAAUAGUAUCCCCCUGACCAUGGGGCUGAUGCUCGAGAACGCGCUGAAUACGAUCAAUGUGCUCAUUGUUGGGCGGUUGGGACCGGGGGAGCUGGCGGUUGUCGGUAAUUCGAGUCUGCUGAUCCUUGUUACUGGCUUCCCCCUCCCCCUGGCGAUGGCAGCAGCCUUCACGACCCUCUCGGCGCCCCUCUACACGCAGGUAGACCACCGCUACGUGAUCGGCCAGGUGCUCCAGCGGACCAUCCUGCUGUCGGUCGUGCUUUCGUUCCUCAUCGCUCUGCUGUGGUGGAACAUCGGCCCGAUCCUGCUCGCGCUCAAGCAGCCCGAGGAGCUGGUACACGGCAUGAAGAGCUACAUGCGCUACGCGUCGCUCCUCCUCCCCGCGCUCGGCCUCUUCGAGAACAUGAAGAGCUUCCUGCAAGUCCAGGGGCUGAUGGCCGCGCCCCCGCUCGUGCUGCUCGCCAUCCUCCCGUUCCACACGCUGCUUGCUGUGUUUUUGGUGCACUACACGUCCCUUGGCGCGUCCGGCGCGGCACUCGCCACCGCGGCCACUAUGUGGACUGCGGGCCUCGGCUUGGUCCUCUACGUCUCGCGUACUCGCGCCAAGGAGUGCUGGGACGGCUGGACGCGCAAGGCUUGGGAGGACUGGGGCAGCAUUCUUUGGAUUGCGGUUCCCGGUGCUUUGAUGUUCGGCUCUGAGCUCUGGGCCUUUGAAAUCAUCGCCCUCCUCGCCGGCCGCCUCGGUGCGCACGCCGUCGCGGCUCAGGCCAUCAUCUCGACCCUCGACAACAUUGUCGCCAUGGUCCCCUAUGCCAUCUCCAUCGGCAUCGCCAACCGAGUCGGCAACCUGCUGGGAUUCGGCGCACGGGCAAUCAAGCGCGCCAAGAUGACUGUGCGCGCCGGCUUCUUCCUCGAGAUCCUCGUCUCGGGCACCUGCGGCGCCCUGGUCCUCAUCUACCGCCACCAGCUGCCGUACAUCUUCACAGACGAUAAGGCGGUGGCCGACGUCGCCGCGGACGCGGCCAUCUUUGUGGCCAGCUACCAGGUGUUUGACGGCCUGCAGAACGUCGGCGCGGCGUGCCUCCGCGCGUUUGGCCGCCAGAACGUCGGCUCCAUCAUCCACUUUGUGGGGUACUACCUCGUCGGCCUGCCCCUCGGCGCGUGGCUCGGCCUCGGCAGCCCGCACUGGGGCCUGAGCGGUCUGUGGGCCGGUGCGGCGAUCGCGCUCGGCUGCACGGCCGCCUCGGAGCUGCUCUUCGCCGCGACGAUCAAGUGGGAGGACGAGGUGGAGCGCGUGCAGCAGCGCGAGAUUGGCAGCGAUUCCGACGACGAGGACGAGGACGAGGAGGCGUGAGUGAGCGGGCCGACCGACCGGCCGGCUGCGCGGCGCGGGGCGUCGCCUGCGGCGGAAGGAAGGGGCCGAGGUGGCCGUUGCAACCAGCAAGGUCGUCUGAACGUCAAAAAGGCAAUGUAAUAUAGCAUAUUCAUGCAUCAUGUUGGGUGCGAGGUGAGCCGCGGCCCACCUGGCUGGCCACCCACCUGCUGCCCACCCA
Messenger RNA from Vanrija pseudolonga, 1929 nucleotides. Its product is annotated as putative transporter. Gene Ontology annotation, molecular function: xenobiotic transmembrane transporter activity; antiporter activity. Gene Ontology annotation, cellular component: membrane. NCBI's taxonomy places the organism in Eukaryota, Fungi, Basidiomycota, Tremellomycetes, Trichosporonales, Trichosporonaceae. The record is from RefSeq and is a predicted model, not a curated record. The transcript is spliced from 5 exons. The coding region runs from base 99 to 1730 and encodes 543 amino acids. Gene Ontology annotation, biological process: xenobiotic detoxification by transmembrane export across the plasma membrane.